AAAGCUCCGUCCCCAAAAACAAAGGAAACAAAAUCAGUCGGCGGAACGGGAAGAGAUCUAUCGGAAAGCUUACGGCGGCGGAAGUUAUGGCGAACAUAGAAUCAGAAGCAGUCGAUUUCGAGCCAGAGGAGGAUGACCUUAUGGACGAAGAUGGUACAGCUAUUGACGGAGCUGAUGUUUCUCCACGCGCGGGACAUCCGAGGCUUAAGUCGGCUAUUGCCGGAGCAAAUGGCGAAUCAGCAAAGAAGACCAAAGGCCGUGGGUUUCGCGAGGAGAAAGAUUCCGAUCGUCAGCGUCGUCUUUCCUCGCGCGAUUUCGAAUCACUCGGUUCCGAUGGCGGUCGUGGUCCACAGAGAUCUAUUGAAGGAUGGAUUAUUUUGGUCUCUGGAGUUCAUGAGGAGGCACAGGAGGAUGAUUUAACCAAUGCUUUUGGUGAUUUUGGGGAGAUAAAGAAUCUACAUCUCAAUCUCGAUCGCCGUACUGGUUUUGUCAAGGGCUAUGCUUUGAUAGAGUAUGAGAAGUAUGAAGAAGCACAGAAGGCUAUUUCAGCAAUGAAUGGUGCUGAGCUUCUAACACAGAAUGUUAGCGUUGAUUGGGCCUUCAGCAGAGGUCCCAGUGCUGAAUCUUACAGGAGAAAGAACUCGAGGUCUGGGAGGUCGCAACGUUCAAGAAGCCCGAGAAGACGUUACUGAUUGUAUGAUUUGGUGGAGAGUUGUCUCCACAUGUCUCUGUAUUUGGGAUUCCCUCUCUUAUCUGUAAGGUACGGAUGCAAGGCGCGAGUGUUGGACAAUUUUUCUUGGUGUUAUGUAGGGUUUGGCUGAUUUUACGUUGGUUAAUCGUUUAUGCAUUUUGCAUGGGAUUGUUGCGUUUAAACACCAUGAGAUCUGUUUUAAUGCUUU
This is a messenger RNA of Arabidopsis arenosa, 899 nucleotides long. NCBI's taxonomy places the organism in Eukaryota, Viridiplantae, Streptophyta, Magnoliopsida, Brassicales, Brassicaceae. The record is from the annotation of a GenBank genome assembly.